CCCCCACACUCCAUCAUCAUCAUCAUCAUCUUCACGAUUAUCCAUCCAUCCGUCUAUUGGAAAAAAAAAAGAAAGAAAAAACGCACCAAUAAUACCAUUUACUCUCUCACCCGUUACCAGGCGUGAAGGUACAUUUUACUGUAAGAUAAUAAUAAUAAUAAGUACUACAACCGUAACAGUAGCAUUUUGCUGUGGCUGCUGUUAUUGUUGUAUGUGUAGCAGUAUUAACUCUUGUUAACUUGUUAAUCACGUCUUCGCACUAUAACUACACUAAUUACGUUCAUUAGAUCUGUCCACUAAUCUCUUAUAUAUUACACCAGAUAUCUUCCCGUCCACCGACCAACAUCCAAUAUCAACACACAACACCAUUACGUUCCCUAGACAGCUCCUGCCCACCACCACCAUUCUUAUUAAGGAGACAAGCAGUGGUGGUAGGUGCUCUCUAACUGCCAUAGCCUCUACUACAACUAUUAUCAGUGUAAUAACCACGGUUAUUGUAGCUGUCCAUGGUGCCGUUGUAGUACUCGUAGUUGUUGUAGUCGCUGCUGUCCCAUCUGCCCCCUGUCGUCGUCGUUGUCGCCGCAGUCCCACCAUCACGUUUAUCAACCAUCGUGUGCCCACCACCAAGGAGACCAGCCGUGUCUACUGGUUUUAUGUAUGGAGACGUUACUGUAACAGGUCAGCCAAAUGUUUCAUGUUCCGUUCUAUUAAACGUAACGCCCUUGUGAAGCGCUUGUGGAAAAAUCGCAUUCUACACAAUGAAACCUCGAGUACGACUGAAAACGGUGGCGCGGGCAGCGGCAGCACGGGUGGUGGUGGUAGUGGUGGUGGUGGUGGUUGCUGUUGUGGCGGCGGCGGCGGUGGCACCACGCUUGUUUGCUGUUGCGCAGGUGGCACGGGUUGUGGUUGUGGUGGUGGUAGCGGCGGCGGAGGUAGUGACACUAAUGUCGGUUGCUGUGGCACGGGCUUGGGUGCCAAUGUUGGCGAUACGCAAGAACAAAAACAACAGCACUACCACCACCACCACCAUCACCGCCAUCACCAAUACCAUCAACAACAACAACAGCAGCAUGAACUCGUACAGGAAAACGACGAAAUCGAACCCCGGCUGCUUCACCAGUCGCACAACAACCACGACCAACAUCACCAACAAACAGAACAACACGAACACAACAACCAUCAACAACACAAAAGCAAUCAUCAACACAACAACAACAACAAUAUUAACCACAAUAACAACGGGUCGUCGUCGUCAUCAUCAUCACCAUCAUCCUCUUCAUCUUCCUCAUCAUCAUCGUCAUCAUCCUCAUCUUCAUCCUCAUCAUCAUCAUGUCCCUCGCCAACGCCAUCUGUGUCACCGUGCACGGACGAGAUGGAACUGAAGGCUGUGUCCCAUUCAAUGCUGAAAAGACUAACUGAGCCCCAAUUGAACGUCUUGCUUCAGUCUGUGGAGAGUAAGGGCGGCGAGACAACCGACUGUGUACUCCUGCCGAAGGGCGAUCUUCGCCUGGGUCGGCGGACGGUAGCGGCGCACGUCCUUUGUUGCCAACUGUGGCGAUGGCCAGAUAUUGGACCGGGCACGGAACUGAAGAGACUGCCUUGUUGCACAAGUGGAGAUGAUCCUUACUAUGUAUGCUGUAAUCCUUACCACUGGAGUCUCUUACUGAACACAGAGUCCUUACCAGUCAGUAACUGCGGAUUAAACACCGAACGGGUAAAAGUGACGACAGACCGCCUGUUGUUGGCAAGGGAUCCUGUUUCAACUGAAACUGGUCUUACCCCAACUCCCUAUCGGUUGUCUUCUUCAGAUGGUGUCAAUGGUACACAGAACUAUUGGUGCAGUAUCGCAUACUGGGAAAUGAAGGAGCGAGUGGGACGGUUAUUCCGUGUGCAGCAACCAGCCAUAAACAUAUUUCAACUCUUACCUCAUGGUGAUGGCAUGUGCCUCGAUAUUCUACAGACCGAGUCCAGCCAGGAGGCUGUUCGGCGGACCCGCGAGAAACUGGGACUUGGAAUCAUAUUAAGCAAAGAGGGCAACGGCGUAUGGGCGUACAACCGUUCGUCUUGCCCGAUUUUCGUCAACUCGCCCACGCUGGAGACCCCUAACAGCCGAGCGCUGGUGGUACGGAAAGUUAUGCCCGGAUAUUCAAUCAAAAUUUUUGACUAUAAAUGUUCGGAACAGUUUGAAGCAAUCCGAGAUCCUCAGUAUUUAGACGGGCCUUAUGACCCCAGUUCCAUACGGAUCAGCUUUGCAAAAGGCUGGGGUCCUUGUUACUCUAGACAGUUCAUAACUUCUUGUCCGUGCUGGAUUGAAAUUUUAUUGAAUGUCAAUAGGUGAUAAAUGUUAAUACUG
Messenger RNA from Octopus sinensis (East Asian common octopus), 2353 nucleotides. Its product is annotated as mothers against decapentaplegic homolog 6. Gene Ontology annotation, cellular component: heteromeric SMAD protein complex. Gene Ontology annotation, molecular function: transcription regulator inhibitor activity; I-SMAD binding. Gene Ontology annotation, biological process: BMP signaling pathway; transforming growth factor beta receptor signaling pathway; regulation of transcription by RNA polymerase II. The transcript is spliced from 4 exons. Bases 695 to 2338 code for a protein of 547 amino acids. The record is from RefSeq and is a predicted model, not a curated record. NCBI's taxonomy places the organism in Eukaryota, Metazoa, Mollusca, Cephalopoda, Octopoda, Octopodidae.